AUGACGGUCAUUAUGCAGCUGAAGAAGGAAGGAGAAAGAUUUAAAGGGGGAGGAAGAAGAGAGAACUAUAGCCAAAACAACGUCCCGCCUUUUAAAGGGACGGCAUACAAGUUGGAUGACAUAAAUGUUAGAUUCUCUCUAAUUCUUCUUCACCUUUCCAUCUCUACAGGGUUGAAAUUCGACAUGAAAUAUAUGAAUUUUCGGGUCAAAGCCUGCAACAAAGCCGUGGCGGGAGAGUUUUCAGAGCCGGUCACUUUGGAAACAAGAGCCUUCAUGUACCGCCUGGAUGGCAGCACCAGCCACCUCAAUCUCAAGGUGGAAGACCUCAGUGUGGAAUGGGACGCCAUGGGUGGGAAGGUGCAGGACAUGAAAGCACGGGAAAAGGACGGGAAGGGCCGAACUGCCUCCCCCAUUAACUCUCCAGCCAGGUGUGUCCAGUCUCCGAAAAGGAUGCCGAUGGGCCGUGGAGGGCGAGACCGAUUCACUGCCGAAUCCUAUACAGUGUUAGGAGACACCUUGAUUGACAGCGGUGACCACUACUGGGAGGUACGCUACGACCGGGACAGCAAAGCGUUUGCGGUGGGCGUGGCUUAUCGGAAUCUGGGCAAGUUUGACCAGCUGGGCAAAACUUCUUCGUCCUGGUGCCUUCAUCUCAACAACUGGCUGCAGGUCAGCUUCACAGCCAAGCACAACAACAAGGCCAAAAUCCUGGACAUCCCAGUUCCGGAUAUUCUAGGCGUGUAUUGCAAUUUUCACGAAGGAUUCCUCUCGUUCUACAACGCAAAAACUAAGCAGUUGCUACACACAUUUCGAGCCAAAUUUACCCAACCGGUUCUCCCGGCCUUUAUGGUGUGGUGCGGCAGUUUUCACGUCUACUCCGGCUUGCAAGUUCCUGGCGCCGUCAAAUGCCUUCAGAAGCGCAACAGCGCGACGAGCAGUUCUACCACCAGCCUCACUUAGUGACGCUCGUCACCUUCCUCUUUUCCAAGUUGGAGAGACAGUCCAUUCACGGUCACGGACCCCACCGUAUUUUAAAAAUAUAUAUACAAUACGUAUUCUUUUUUUCCUUCCAGGUUUCGUCUAUCCAAAC
This is a messenger RNA of Crotalus tigris (Tiger rattlesnake), 1090 nucleotides long. RefSeq names its product fibronectin type III and SPRY domain containing 1 (gene FSD1). Lineage: Eukaryota; Metazoa; Chordata; Lepidosauria; Squamata; Viperidae. Bases 1 to 960 code for a protein of 319 amino acids. Gene Ontology annotation, molecular function: protein binding. The transcript has 7 exons. The record is from RefSeq and is a predicted model, not a curated record.